CAGUACUAGUUUUUACCUACAAAGAAAGCCUUAGUGCAGUUCUUCAUAUUGCCAAUAGAGGCGCUGUGGAUGCUAUCAGAACGUUUUUUUUUCAGGGAUGCCAGUGAGUUUUUUUCUUGUUUAGCUACUUCCGGAUCUGGUUCGAAUGAGAUAUUCUGUACAUUUUAAAAGUUUUAACCGCAAAUAUUGUAUUUUAUAUCAAUUUAAACAAGAGCUAUUUGUCGCUGUCGUUGUAAGUCGAUGAUGAAACGGGACCGGUGCGGUCGGUUCCGUGCUCCGGUGCAGGAGACUCAGCUGGGACAGCAGGCUGUUGUGAGUAAACGAGGCGGCCGCCGUGGAAGACCGCGAUCUACCGCUGGGGAGAACCAGGCAGGGGCUAGGAACGAAGGGAGCCAAGGGAGACCAGAGGAGCAUCUGAAUGAGACCGGCAUUGAAAUACAGCACACAGAAGAAAGUCUCGCCCCUUCAGCUGUAGUAGGUGGUGCUGAAGGCGGAUCAGAGGAAUCGGGUAUAGGAAGGACUGUAACCACUACAUUCUGCCGGCUUUGCCAUGGGAAAUUUUCAUCCCGGAGCCUGCGAAGUGCCUUUGGGAAGAUCCCUGUGAUUGGACAGGGCCCCGAGAAGAAGCAGAAACAGCAGGUUUUCUUUACUGAUUUCCAGCGCCUGGUGGGUGUGCCGGUGAUGCAGGAUCCAGUCCUCUCCCAGUUCAUCUGCAAGAACUGCCACACCCAGUUCUAUAAAUGCUCCAGCAUCCUACAGACGUUUAUCCAGCGGGUUAACGUGUCACUAGCUGGGAGAGUGAGGUCAGGGUGCAAGGGAAAUUCAUUUUCUGUAAAUUCAGAUGCAGAGAAUUCAAGUUAUGAUGAUCUGAUUACAUCAAGUCCUCAGUGCUUGCGCAGCCUGGUAUCCUGGGCACACCAGCAUGCCGGGUCGUGCCAGUCCUCCCCCAGCCUGCAGGAGGUGAUGGCGUCAGAGUACUGCGGGGUGGUCCGGGCAGUCUGGGCCUGUGGAGACGGGCAUAACUAUGUCAUGGACACUGACUCUGAUCGCACCCCACAGGAGCUCCAUUCUGCAGAAGCAGUGAAACCGGAGGGUGGGGAGGGCUCAGGAAAGCCAGCUUCAGGGAACAGUUCUACAGAGCAUGGCAGGCAGACACAGCUGGCUACGACGGAGCCUUGCAGCUCGGAAUGCCAGCAGUCCAGUUACCCAUCGGCAACAACGCUGGUGACAAACGCAGGGACUCCACGAAACCAGAAUGCAUCGCACCACCAUAUAAAGAGUAAUAAAAAAGCACAGCAAUCACCUGUUGACAGCAUUGAAGGACAGUUAAGCAGUAAAGAGGUGCCCAGUUCAGUGCCACCAGGAGAGGCAUUGGAUGGGGAAGAGGAAGAUAGUGAUCUAUCCGACAGUUCUAACCUAAUUCUGUCAAGCGACGAUGAGGAAAAGACAAAAAAUGGAUCCUCGGAUGAGUUAUUUGAACCUUACCCAGAGAAGAUUAAAGUUUCAAAAAACAGUGAGAGUAAAGAGGCAAAAAAGAAGACGGAACCAAAAGUAAGGAAGAAACCAGGUCCGAAGCCAGGAUGGAAAAAUAAAAUUAAAACUGAAAGUUACAGAGAAGAGCUGCCUACAAUUCAUAAGUGUCCUUACCAGGGCUGCACUGCUGUUUAUAGAGGGGCUGAUGGAAUGAAGAAACACAUCAAAGAGCACCAUGAGGAAGUCCGUGAGAGGCCCUGUCCCCACCCAGGUUGUAACAAGGUGUUCAUGAUAGACCGAUACCUGCAGCGCCACGUGAAGCUCAUACACACAGAGGUGCGGAAUUACAUCUGUGAUGAAUGUGGACAAACAUUUAAACAGCGGAAACACCUCUCAGUUCAUCAAAUGCGGCAUUCUGGAGCGAAACCUCUGCAGUGUGAAGUCUGUGGUUUUCAGUGCCGGCAAAGGGCUUCUCUUAAAUACCACAUGACGAAGCACAAGGCAGAGGCAGAACUGGACUUCGCUUGCGACCAGUGUGGAAAACGAUUUGAAAAGGCCCACAACCUGAAUGUCCACAUGUCCAUGGUGCAUCCCUUGACCCAGAGUUUGGAUAAGAACAAAUUUUAUGGAAUUGUACAAUUUCUGCCACCUGGUGACCCACAGGGAAUGCCAGAAACUCUUACAGAACCAUUAAUCCACCAGGGACUACCAACUGAAACACAAGCCAGGAGAGAAGAUGGACUUUUGUAGAAGAUGCAGUAAUCAGAACUCGGGUACUGAUUUAUUUUAAGAUCAUACUAAGGACUGCAGUGUUAUCUACAGUCAAUUGCAGUCAAGCCAACAACCUAUAUACUAGCAUUCAGGUUUAAUACCACGAGAAGAGAAUUCAUCAGAAUUGUGUGAGAGUUACUUAGAUUCUUUGCCACUAUUUUAGGUGCAAACACACAAAUAAAAUAAUUUUUUAAAAAGGCUUAAAUAUUAGGAGUCAACAGUAAACUGGCCCAAAAGGAAUAUGGACUGCCUAACAUUUUAAAUUUUUUUUUUUUUUUUUUUUUUUACUGUAACAUUUUUAUAAGUUUCAAAAUGAAAUGUGUUUUUAUUCUAAUUUGUAUUUAUGGGCUGAUUUGCACCCGUUACCUGUAACCUGGAAUAAGGUUUCAGCUAACAUUUAUUACAGAAGUGAUUUAUUUCUGUAUUUUAGGUUAAAUGUAGCAUUACUGUACCUAGGCAAAAAAAUAUAUAUGAAAGAAGUGCCAUGUAAAAAUAAUUUAUUUUUUCUAUCUACACCCUUGAGCAAAUAUUACAAAAAUAUUUAUAUGCACUUGCUUACUGUGGUUGUAUGUCACAGACAUGCAGUAUCCUGUGAAUCACAACUGAAGACUUCCUUUAAAACCGAACAUUGGUUUUACAUACAGUAAUGCAGCUGUACCGUGGAGACACAAAUAGGGUUUGAUUCUCAAACUAUUCGUAAAUGACUUUCCUAACUGAAGUAUGAUAUGAUUAGGGCUUUAGAUUUCAUUUACCAUUAUAUACAAAUGGAGGUAUAGAAACGUCAUGUACUAAAGAUUGAAUUGUAAUGUUCGUCGGUUUCUUUAUCAUAGCAGAAAAUGCUACGGUCACUUUGCUAAAAUGUUAUCAGACCAGUUUUAUCCUGUACAACACCUGCUUGCACACAAUCUGUGUACAGAUUUUUUAAAAUAAAUAUACAUUAAAAAAUUAUGUUUUGCCAAGUGUAUGAAUUGAUGAGGCAUUUUAAAGGUUAUGUGAUCAUUCAGCAUGUACAAAAAGUUUCACUAGAAGAGUUUACAGGACAGCAUGUGAAUGCCUAUAUCAAGUCAGGUGUUCUAAAGGAAAAGAACAAUGUGAUGUUUGUGCCUGUAAAAGUAUACUUAAAAAGUACUUUAAAAAUUGCAGAUUACAUUUAAAUGAUAUCUUGAUAUUAGGCAGCAUAGUAUAUAUUAAACAUUAAAAUGGACCGUGUAUGAUUGUGCAUGCAUUUAAAAAGCAAUUUUUUUAUACAAUAAACAGGUAUGUAUACAAUGUAAAUAGAUCAUCUUGGUUUCUGUGUAUUCCAUAGUUUAGUAUGCAAGGCAACUUUUGUUGUUUAGGAAAAAGGUUUAGUUCCUUUUUAUAUUUUUAUUUUUGAAAAAUCACUACACAUUUUUACAAUUUUGUAAAAAAAAAAAUGGAAUGGAUAAU
Messenger RNA from Acipenser ruthenus (sterlet), 3672 nucleotides. RefSeq names its product zinc finger protein 276-like. Gene Ontology annotation, molecular function: chromatin insulator sequence binding; zinc ion binding. Gene Ontology annotation, biological process: regulation of transcription by RNA polymerase II. Bases 241 to 2223 code for a protein of 660 amino acids. NCBI's taxonomy places the organism in Eukaryota, Metazoa, Chordata, Actinopteri, Acipenseriformes, Acipenseridae. The transcript is spliced from 11 exons. Gene Ontology annotation, cellular component: chromosome; kinetochore; nucleus. The record is from RefSeq and is a predicted model, not a curated record.